Molecule: messenger RNA, 1093 nt
Organism: Umbelopsis ramanniana AG
Lineage: Eukaryota; Fungi; Mucoromycota; Umbelopsidomycetes; Umbelopsidales; Umbelopsidaceae
Exons: 4
Coding region: 58-969 (303 amino acids)
Biological process (GO): very long-chain fatty acid biosynthetic process
Molecular function (GO): protein binding; oxidoreductase activity, acting on the CH-CH group of donors
Source: RefSeq, a predicted model, not a curated record
GAAAAAAAAGCCCAAGGCUAUUUUUCUCACUUUCUACAUCUCGGGAACCUUUCGAUAAUGAAGAUCACUGUCAAGUCACGUAACCCAAAGUCAUCAAAGUUUCCUCUGACUCUUGAGCUUCCUGGCGAUGCUUCAACUGUCAAGUUGGAAGAUCUCGCCAAGGCUCUACAAGCAAAGUUACCCAAGUACUACCCUGAUCGCCAACGAUUGACAACCGAAGAUAAAAAGGCUCUAAAUCUCGACCAAACUUUGGCUCAACAGGGUCUCUCUGACGGCUCUGUUGUCCUGUUCAAGGACCUUGGUCCUCAAAUUGGAUGGCGUACCGUGUUUUUGAUCGAAUACGGUGGCCCUCUCCUUGCCAAUCCUAUCUUUUACUAUCUUCCCAAACUCGUGUAUGGAGCGGAAUUUACUCACUCACCUAUGCAGAAGGCUGUUUACGCUAUGGUCAUGCUCCAUUUCCUCAAGCGUGAAUUGGAAACUAUCUUUGUUCACCGUUUCUCACACGGUACUAUGCCGUUUAGAAAUGUCUUCAAGAAUUCCGCUCACUAUUGGUUCCUGUCAGGCUUUAACCUUGCUUACUGGAUCUAUGGUCCCUGGUUUGCUGCUGGUAAAGCUGCUGCUGUCCGAAGUGAUGUUUGGUUGUAUGGAUCUAUUGCUGUUUGGGCUUGGGCUGAAAUUUCAAACUUGUUGAACCACAUCACUUUGCGCAACCUUCGCCCUGCUGGCACCCGCACGCGUGCCAUUCCCUAUGGCUAUGGAUUUGACCUUGUCUCUUGCCCCAACUACUUUUUCGAAACCAUUGCAUGGCUUUCUGUUUGCUUCUUGAGCACUAGCUGGAGCGCUUUCCUUUUCACCUUUGUUGCUGCUGCUCAGAUGUACGUUUGGGCCAUCAAGAAGCACAAGGCUUACAGAAGAGAGUUCCCGCAAUACCCAAAAAACAGACGUGCCAUGUUCCCAUUCCUUGCUUAGACGCUUUAACCCAUAUUUUUGAAAUACACGCUCAUGUGCAACUGAGUAAAUGAAUUAGAUAAAAAAUAACUUGUAUUUUUCUGUUCUGUAAAAAUGUUUGUUAUGACGAGAUGGAGGGUUUUGC